Phlebotomus argentipes is the source of this 404-nucleotide messenger RNA. RefSeq lists its product as uncharacterized. The record is from RefSeq and is a predicted model, not a curated record. Lineage: Eukaryota; Metazoa; Arthropoda; Insecta; Diptera; Psychodidae. The coding region runs from base 1 to 351 and encodes 116 amino acids. The transcript is spliced from 3 exons.
AUGUUAACUUGUCAGGCCUCAUUUCUGGCCAUCCUCAGUCUGCACCGUAGCGAAGGUGCUUACGUGCAGGAAUUCUUCAAGAUUCUCAUCCAGGACAAUGUAGCUGGAGCUCCGAUAAUUCAUAAGCAGCAGGAGUUUGACUUUGAUCCCGACGUGAGCGUGAAAAGACGUCAACAAUUUUACGACCUGCAUGGUUAUCGUGCGGACAAGCUGAUCGAGCGCCUGGGCCUGGGAAUCGACGGCAAGGCAGAGGAGCGCCUCGUGCAGCAGCGCAUCCGCGACCAGGGGCGAUUAGAUGAUGCUAAUCAACCCUACCAAUAUGCCAGCGAUAGUGCGCAAAACCAGUACUAACUCAGGUGUGCUCAGGUGCUUCUCAUAGCUUUACAAUCCUCCCAAGCAGUGAA